GACGUAAACCAGGAAUUUAUUUAACUUGGGAUGAAUGUGAGACGCAAGUUAAUGAAUUUCGUAAUGCUAUGUAUAAAAAAUUCCCUACUCGUAUCGAAGCUCAAAAAUUUAUUGAAGGAAAAUGUGAAGUUUCUAUAAUCUUAAACGAUAGUAAAAUUCAAAUUUGGACAGAUGGAUCAUCUUUUAAUAAUAGUACAACGAGAGCUCAAGUGGGUAUUGGAGUAUUUUGGAAAGAUAAUGACCCUAAUAAUUUAAGCAAAAGAUUACCAGGUUUGGAACAGACUAACAAUCGCGCAGAAAUCUAUGCUGUGAUUAGAGCUCUCGAAGUUUGUGAAAUAAAAAUAAAACCUUUGGAAAUAAUGACAGAUAGUAAAUAUGUAAUUAAUAUAAUUGAAGAUUGGGUCGAAAAAUGGGGAAAAAAUGGAUAUAUGAGUUAUAAAAAUACACCGGUCAAAAAUCAAGAUUUAAUCAAAAGGUUAAAAAAACUUAUUGACAAUAGAAUAGGUACAGUUCGAUUGAUUCAUGUUAGAGGUCAUUUGGGAAAUUAUGGUAAUGAACAAGCUGAUAGAUUAGCUAAACUUGGUUCAUUACAAGAAGCAAUUGAAGCAAAUCCUAAAUUAGAAAUUU
Messenger RNA from Racocetra persica, 627 nucleotides. The record is from the annotation of a GenBank genome assembly. NCBI's taxonomy places the organism in Eukaryota, Fungi, Glomeromycota, Glomeromycetes, Diversisporales, Gigasporaceae.